CGCCCCUAUGUGGGUUGCUUUUUCUAAGCGGUCACGUUGCGUUGCGGCAUUGAAACUGGAGGCUGUCGAAAUCACAGGGCAUCUUUUGAAUCACUCUCCUUAACAGGUCACUUUGAGCCACAGACAUCAUGACGCACCAAUACCCCGCACUCACUACUGAGCAGAAGAAGGAGCUUCAGGACAUCGCUCAGCGUAUCGUAGCUCCUGGGAAGGGCAUCCUCGCUGCAGAUGAGUCCACAGGUAGUAUGGCAAAGCGUCUGAACCCAAUCGGCGUGGAGAACACAGAGGAGAACCGUCGUCUUUAUCGCCAGCUCCUUUUCACCGCUGACGAGCGCAUUGACAACUGCAUUGGUGGCGUUAUCUUCUUCCACGAGACCCUCUAUCAGAACGCUGAUGAUGGCACAUGCUUUGCCGAAUUGAUCAAGGACAGGGGCAUGGUUGUGGGAAUCAAGGUUGACAAAGGUGUCGUCCCUCUGGCAGGAACAAACGGAGAGACCACAACACAGGGGCUCGAUGGCCUGUCAGAACGCUGUGCUCAGUAUAAGAAAGACGGUGCAGACUUUGCCAAGUGGCGCUGUGUGCUGAAGAUCAGUGAGACCACUCCCUCAGAGUUAGCCAUCAUGGAGAACGCUAACGUCCUGGCUCGCUACGCCAGCAUCUGCCAGCAGAAUGGCAUUGUGCCCAUUGUGGAGCCAGAGAUUUUACCUGACGGUGACCAUGACUUGAAGCGUUGCCAGUAUGUUACAGAGAAGGUCCUUGCUGCCUGCUACAAGGCCCUGUCUGACCAUCAUGUCUAUCUGGAGGGAACUCUUCUGAAACCCAACAUGGUGACACCUGGUCACUCCUGCGCCACCAAAUUCAGCAACCAGGAGAUCGCCAUGGCAACAGUGACAGCCUUGCGCCGCACCGUUCCCCCCGCAGUAACAGGUGUGACCUUCCUCUCUGGAGGUCAGAGUGAGGAGGAGGCGUCCAUCAACCUGAACGCCAUCAACACCUGCCCUCUGAAUAAACCCUGGGCCCUCACCUUCUCUUACGGACGUGCCCUGCAGGCCUCUGCCCUGAACGCCUGGCGCGGGUCCAAGGACAACGAGAAGGCCGCCGCAGAGGAGUUCAUCAAGCGUGCUGAGGCUAAUGGAUUGGCUGCUCAGGGCAAGUACGUCUCCAGUGUAACCAGCGGAGCAGCGGGACAGUCCCUUUACGUGGCCAAUCAUUCCUACUGAACAUCAUGCAUCCCAACGUUCCAGCUUCCGCCAGCCAAUAGUAUAAUGCACAGCUGCUACCCUUCCUGUCACCAACCAAUCACAGGCCUGCGCUGUCUUCUGUACUUUAGGGUUGUCAUUGCAAUGUCUUAUAUAUCUAUUUAAAAUGUAUAACAGAAAUGGGAAAAAUAAAUACAAAGAUUAUUUUUGUUUUUGAAGAGUUCUAGGCGUGGUUUCAUGCUAAAAACAAGGAAACAGUAUUAUUAUUUUUGUGGGCCCUUAGCAAAUGUAUGUCAGACUUAUUUUUAUUAUUAUUCCAAUUUAAGUCAUUCCAAUUCAGGCACCAGCCACUCGAGUAGACUUGUCACAUUCCUUUCAGUGCAGUAUGGCCUCACCGGUCCUCAUAAUGAUGCGUGGAUGAUGCGAGUACUGGACUUUAGAUCAUAGAUCAUAUUGAAAAUGAAACUAAGCAAUGUAAAAUUGCUAGUUAACAUUAUUAACUCCAGAAUCAAGAAUAUUAUUUUGUGUUUCCGCAUAUAAUAUUAUUAUAUUUUCUGGGAUGUGUGACUGAUUACGGUUCAAGAAAUUUAAUAUAAAAUACUACUACUAACAAUAUUAGUUUGAAAACAAGGACAGUUAUUUUAGAGUUGUAUUCUGUUGUGUUGUGUGCUUGAGUGUAUCAUGCUUUCACUUUCCUCCCCGUGUUUGUGACAGUGCUACAUGAAUAAUAAACUUGUGUUGGUUCUGGUUGUAAACGGCGGCAGACCAUACUAUGGAGCUUCUGGGACGGGGAGCACUCCCUGCUCUGUUGACAAAAUGUGAUAUUGUGAUUUGAUGUUGUUCUCUGAGCACUUUGACUGUCAGAUAGUAAAAACUAAAAUAAAAAUACUGUAAACCCCCA
This is a messenger RNA of Pimephales promelas (fathead minnow), 2100 nucleotides long. RefSeq names its product aldolase, fructose-bisphosphate C, b (gene aldocb). Gene Ontology annotation, molecular function: fructose-bisphosphate aldolase activity. NCBI's taxonomy places the organism in Eukaryota, Metazoa, Chordata, Actinopteri, Cypriniformes, Leuciscidae. The record is from RefSeq and is a predicted model, not a curated record. Gene Ontology annotation, biological process: glycolytic process.